Messenger RNA from Gadus chalcogrammus (walleye pollock), 2083 nucleotides. RefSeq names its product unconventional myosin-VI-like. Gene Ontology annotation, biological process: vesicle transport along actin filament; actin filament organization; endocytosis. The record is from RefSeq and is a predicted model, not a curated record. The annotation marks the transcript as partial. The transcript is spliced from 18 exons. Lineage: Eukaryota; Metazoa; Chordata; Actinopteri; Gadiformes; Gadidae. Gene Ontology annotation, cellular component: ruffle; endocytic vesicle; myosin complex. Gene Ontology annotation, molecular function: ATP binding; microfilament motor activity; actin filament binding.
CCGAUUCCCAGGACUUGUGUGCGGGAGUCGGAGGCUGCAGGCAGGGAACAGUCGGGCUGCCCCACUCCGAAACACCUCCACCGGCUCCUCUACAGGCCGAUAGCCCAGCAGCAGAGCCGCACUAAAGCCCCGCCCUCGGAGCGCGAUGGAGGACGGUAAGCCGGUGUGGGCGCCGCACGCCGCCGACGGCUUCCAGCUGGGGACCAUCGUGGACAUCGGAGCCGACAGCCUGACCAUAGAGCCACUGAAGGGGGGCAAGACCUUCCUGGCUCCGGUCAACCAGGUGUUCUCGGCGGAGGACGACGUCAACAAACAUGUGGAGGACAACUGUUCCUUGAUGUACUUGAAUGAGGCCACUCUACUGAACAACGUCCGCGUGAGAUACAGCAAGGACAAAAUAUACACGUUCGUGGCCAACAUCCUGAUCGCGGUGAACCCGUACGUGGACCUCCCCAAGCUGUACUCGGCCGACUCCAUGAAGAAGUACCUGGGCCGGUCGCUAGGCACCCUGCCUCCUCACGUGUACGCCAUCGCUGACAAGGCGUACCGGGACAUGAAGGUGCUGAAGAUGAGUCAGUCGAUCAUCGUCUCUGGAGAGUCUGGCGCCGGGAAGACGGAGAACACCAAGUUCGUGCUCAGGUACCUGACCUCCUCCUACGGAACGGGGCAGGACAUCGACGAGAGGAUCGUAGAAGCCAACCCCCUGCUGGAGGCCUUCGGGAACGCCAAGACGGUCCGCAACAACAACAGCAGCCGCUUCGGGAAGUUUGUGGAGAUCCACUUCAACGAGAAGAACACGGUGGUGGGCGGCUUCGUGUCCCACUACCUCCUGGAGAAGUCCAGGAUCUGCCGGCAGAGCUCCGAGGAGAGGAACUACCACAUCUUCUACCGGCUCUGUGCCGGGGCGUCGGACGACAUCCGCCAGAAGUACCACCUGACCUCCCCGGACUCCUUCAGGUACCUGAACCGAGGAUGCACGCGGUUCUUCUCCAACAAGGACACCGACAAACAGAUCCCGCAGAACCGCAAGAGUGCCGAGCACCUGAAGGCGGGGCCCCUGAAGGACCCCCUGCUGGACGACCAGGGGGACUUCGUGCGGAUGUGCGGGGCCAUGAAGAGGAUCGGCCUGGACGACGCGGAGAAGCUGGACCUGUUCCGCGUGGUGGCCGGGGUGCUGCACCUGGGGAACGUGGACUUUGAGGAGGCAGGCAGCACCUCGGGUGGAUGCACCAUCAGGAGCCAGUCGUCCCAGAGCCUGCAGUGCUGCGCUGAGCUGCUGGGGCUGGAGCAGGACGACCUCCGGGUCAGCCUCACCUCCAGGAUCAUGCUCACCUCCGCCGGCGGCGCCAAGGGCACCGUCAUCAAGGUUCCGCUGAAGCCGGAGCAGGCCAACAACGCGCGCGACGCGCUGGCCAAGGCGGUGUACAGCCGGCUGUUCGACCACGUGGUCACCAGGGUCAACCAGUGCUUCCCCUUCCAGUCCUCCUCCAACUUCAUCGGAGUGCUGGACAUCGCUGGCUUCGAAUACUUUGAGCACAACAGCUUUGAGCAGUUCUGCAUCAACUACUGCAACGAGAAGCUGCAACAGUUCUUCAACGAGCGCAUCCUGAAGGAGGAACAAGAGCUGUACAACAAGGAGGGCCUGGGGGUGAACGAGGUCCACUACGUCGACAAUCAAGACUGCAUAGACCUGGUGGAGGCCCGCCUCCUGGGCAUCCUGGACAUCCUGGACGAGGAGAACCGCCUCCCCCAGCCCAGCGACCAGCACUUCACCGACACGGUGCACAGCAAGCACAAGAACCACUUCAGGCUCACGAUCCCCAGGAAGUCCAAGCUGUCGGUCCACAGGAACGUCCGCGACGACGAGGGCUUCAUCGUGCGCCACUUCGCCGGAGCCGUGUGCUACGAGACGACCAAGUUCGUGGAGAAGAACAACGACGCUCUGCACAUGUCCCUGGAGACGCUGGUCAGCGAGUCGGGCGACGCCUUCGUGAGGCAGCUGUUCGAGGCGCCGCUCAACGGAAAGGACGCCAAGCUGAAGGCCGGCAAGCUGGGCUUCAUCAGCGUGGGCAACAAGUUCAAG